AUGAACAUUCGGAGGAUACUAUUCGGUCUGGCUGUGGGGUCGUCGUCCCUAUCGCAGAUCGUUACCGGUGCGCCUGCCAUCGACACGACUCCACCACCGCCACCUGUGCUCGAUGGCAUGAGCUAUUUGACGCUCAGUCGUCCGUUGGAGGACAAAUAUUUCCAUGAACCCGUUGGACAUGAGGAGGGCGCUGAUGACCGAUUGGGCCAUUAUGAUGUUCGAUAUUUCCAUGGCAUGGUGUCCGAGGAGGAGCGAGCGGAGAGUCUGCAUCAUAUGGUGAUUGCGUAUUUGGAUUUCUUUCGAUUGAAUAAGUUGGAAACGUGGAUUGCGCAUGGGACGCUGUUGGGGUGGUGGUGGAAUAGCGAGUUACUGCCCUGGGACUGGGACGUCGACACCCAAGUCCUCGACACAACUCUAGCCCGCAUGGCCCGCGAAUUCAACCGCACCGUUACCAGCUACACCUCCACCGACAAAAAAUUCAAACGCAAAUACCUCCUCGACAUCAACCCCUGGGCAUACUUCCGCGACAGCGGACCAGGCCACAACAUCAUCGACGCGCGCUGGAUCGACACGAGCAACGGGUUAUACGUUGAUAUUACAGCCCUGAGCCGCUUCAACCCAGAGGAAAGCCCGCAUACAUGGGAAUGCAAAAACAGACAUAUAUACCACACAGAUGAUUUGUAUCCGCUGCGACAGAGUAAGUUUGAGGGGACAAAGGUCCUGGUGCCGUUUAGGUAUCAGGAAUUGUUGAUGGAAGAGUAUUCUGUCAAGGCGUUGACGCGCACGAAUUUUCAAAAUCACACAUGGAGUCCCUCAGUUGGACAAUGGGUACUGCAGGUGUAG
Talaromyces marneffei is the source of this 843-nucleotide messenger RNA. RefSeq lists its product as uncharacterized. The record is from RefSeq and is a predicted model, not a curated record. NCBI's taxonomy places the organism in Eukaryota, Fungi, Ascomycota, Eurotiomycetes, Eurotiales, Trichocomaceae. The transcript is spliced from 3 exons. The coding region runs from base 1 to 843 and encodes 280 amino acids.